AUGGCUCGGCUAAACAUCCUCGGCGUGCGUGGUCCCGACGAAGACAAAGAAGCCUCAGCAUCGAAGGACGGAUCAACGAGAGGCUUGAAGAGAAAGCGAGGCGAACUCAGUCAAGAUCCGAAAGCUCAGGCGAGGCGCGAUGCUUACCGUGACAAGGUCAAGGAGGAAGCCAACAAGGAACGGAGACGUAUCUGUGUUGGUGUAGACAUGGCUAGCAAGACAUUAAGGCACGGCAUAGCAUUCGUUUCCAAUGCCAACCUCGAGAAACCACCAGUCGUCAUUCAGGGAUGGCGUAAUGGCGUAGCAGCAUUCCAGGACAAGGUGCCAUCAGUCAUUGGCUAUGCCCAGGACAACAGUUGGUCUGAGGACCGUUGGGGAUAUUCCAUUAAGCCAGGUGAGAGCAGCUUCACGUGGUUCAAGCUGAGACUCGAUGAAGCCACGGAUCCUGCUGCUUAUGAUGACCCAGUCCUGCAGCAAUUCAUUAGCAAUGGCCUUGUCAGACUACCCGAAGGCAAGACUGCCACUGACGUGGCGACCGAUUACCUCAGAUUUCUCUACAACCACGUCCUAGAGUCUCUCAGAGGAAUCUUAGGGCCGGGUCUGGUGGUAACACCGUUGGUCUUCUGCCUGACUGUUCCAGCCACCUGGAGUCACUAUGCUCGAGCGGAGACUCGCAAAGCAGCAGUCGCAGCAGGCUUCGGCACACGCUAUGGGGAUGAGCUCAUAUUGGCCGAUGAAGCAAUGACAGGCGUCUUGGACUGUCUGCACGGAACUAUCCACGAUUACGACAGCGCAGCGCAGCCGUUCCAGCAAGGGUCGACAAUCCUGAAUUGUGACCUCGGAGGCGGUACACUGGACUGUAUCUCCUAUAAGCUCGUAAGCCUCGAGCCCCUUCGAAUCGAGGAAGCAGCAGUUGGCGCUGGUGCCAAGGCUGGAGCUACGACCAUUGACAGGGGCUUCUAUGUCUUCCUGGAGAAGACGUUCGGCAUCUCGUUCACCGACGUACCCUUGAAAGCACGAGCAGCCGGCAGCAGAAUGAUGGCAGAGUUUGAGACCCUGAAACAGGAGUUUGAAGGAGCAAACUCGAAGACGCAGCCGACCGAUCUGACCGUCCCGUUGAGACUCAAGAAGCCUGAUAUGGACGAUCCCGAGGUGAAAAGGAGAUAUGAUAGCGACGAGGGCCUCAUAACAUUCACACCAGAAGAGAUGGAAUCCUGGUUCGCUCCGAUACUCGACGCAGGCUUUCAGCUCAUUCGGGACCAGGUUGCAGCGGUCAAAGCGGCUCGUAUGCCGAAAGUCCAGUCCGUCGUCCUAUGUGGCGGCCUCGCCGCAAACAGGUACAUCAAGUACCGGUUCAAGGAUUUCGUUGAGAAGGAGCUUGGAAAAGACAUACUUUGUCUGGCCCCUGAGAGAGCAUGGUCUGCAAUCUGCCGCGGCGCCAGCAUCUAUGCUCGUCAGCGGAACGUUGUCGUCUACCGCCGGGCGAGGGACAACCUCGGGUACCCUGUUCACGUGCCAUUUGACGAGGAUGUGCACGAUGAAGAGGAUCGGAUUGAACUGGAUUCAGGAUCCCGGGCUCAGAAUCAGAUGCACUGGGCGAUCAGGCGUGGCCAGAAGAUCUACCCAUCGACCAAGGAGGAGAUCAGCCUGUACGCUGAGUGCGACAACGUCAGCUUCAAGAAGAAGCUCUUGGUGCAGCAAGAGCUUUUCUCGAAUUCGGACGACGUGGCGCCUCAGCGGUUGGACGAGUCAUGCAAUCCCCUCGGAACACUCACCAUGGAACUCUCAGGGGCGGCGCGGGCAGAGCGGAGCCGACUGCGAAAGAAUGGAGCCAUGUCUAUUCCAGGUUCCAUGAAGAUCGAUGUAAAGGUCCAGGUCAAGCCAGGUUCCGACAAGGGCAUGAUGCAAUUCAAAGCUGUGACGGGAGUCCGCAAGGUAGCUGGCGAGGUCCAGGUCGAGUAUCAUACUGACACGACUGCUGGAAAGAAGUUGAAGAAAUGCAAGUGA
Molecule: messenger RNA, 2007 nt
Organism: Cyphellophora europaea CBS 101466
Lineage: Eukaryota; Fungi; Ascomycota; Eurotiomycetes; Chaetothyriales; Cyphellophoraceae
Exons: 9
Coding region: 1-2007 (668 amino acids)
Source: RefSeq, a predicted model, not a curated record